Messenger RNA from Grus americana (Whooping crane), 3974 nucleotides. RefSeq names its product neurotrophin 3 (gene NTF3). The transcript has 2 exons. The coding region runs from base 147 to 959 and encodes 270 amino acids. Gene Ontology annotation, molecular function: growth factor activity; nerve growth factor receptor binding. NCBI's taxonomy places the organism in Eukaryota, Metazoa, Chordata, Aves, Gruiformes, Gruidae. Gene Ontology annotation, biological process: neuron projection morphogenesis; negative regulation of neuron apoptotic process; memory. The record is from RefSeq and is a predicted model, not a curated record.
GUUCACGGGACUCAGAGUUUAAGGCUCCUCUCCCAUAGAGCAACUCUGCACAACCCAAGCAGACCAACUUUGGGACUUUGAAUGAACAUAUUUACAUCCACCUUUCUCUUCAUGUCGACUUUUCUGGAAACAUUCACACGGAUGCCAUGGUUACUCCUACCACGAUCUUACAGGUGAACAAGGUGAUGUCCAUCUUGUUUUAUGUGAUAUUUCUCGCUUACCUUCGUGGCAUCCAGUCUACCAACAUGGAUCAAAGGAGUUUGCCAGAAGAUUCAAUAAAUUCUCUUAUUAUUAAACUCAUUCAGGCAGACAUUUUGAAAAACAAGCUUUCUAAGCAGAUGGUAGAUAUUAAGGAAAACUAUCAAAACACAGUGCAGAAAGCAGACACUCAGCAAGACAUGGAUGGAGAUGAAAAUGUGAAAUCAGACUUCCAGCCAGUUAUCUCAAUGGAUACAGACCUCUUAAGGCAGCAGAGACGCUACAACUCUCCCCGAGUCCUCUUGAGUGACAACACGCCGCUGGAACCGCCGCCACUGUACCUCAUGGAGGAUUAUAUUGGAAAUUCGGUGGUGGUGAACAGAACCUCCCGGCGGAAAAGGUACGCGGAGCACAAGAGCCACCGAGGGGAAUAUUCCGUUUGUGACAGUGAAAGUUUAUGGGUCACGGACAAAUCAUCUGCGAUCGACAUUAGAGGACACCAGGUGACUGUGCUGGGAGAAAUUAAAACAGGCAACUCUCCAGUUAAGCAAUACUUUUAUGAAACGAGGUGUAAAGAAGCCAAGCCUGUAAAAAAUGGCUGCCGUGGCAUUGAUGACAAGCACUGGAACUCCCAAUGCAAGACAUCCCAAACUUAUGUUAGAGCACUAACUUCAGAAAAUAAUAAACUGGUAGGCUGGAGAUGGAUAAGAAUAGACACCUCCUGCGUGUGUGCGUUGUCAAGGAAAAUAGGAAGAACAUAAAUCUGCAUCUCUUUGCUAUAUAAAUUAUUACUUUAAAUUAUAUGAUAUGCAUGUAGCAUAUAAAUGUUUAUAUUGUUUUAUAUAUUAUAAGUUGACCUUAUUUAUUAAACUUCAGCAAAUCUACAGUAUAUAAGCUUUCUCUCUCAAUAAACAAGAGCAAAGGGUGUGUGCCUCUGCUGUGGGCAACUCCGGGUUUUUUUUAGACUAUGUUUGUGACACUGCUUGUCGGCAGCAUACCGUAACCUUACUGUAAAAUCUGUGUAAAAUCAGUAUUUUUCAUUCAGUAUUGUCAAGCCAGUGACUGUCAUUUAGUAAACUUGUUAAAAAUCAGAUCAAUGUCAAGACUUGUGUACAUAUUUAUAUUCCCCAAUCUAUACAUUCACAAUUAUUUGGAUGCAGUAUUGACUCCUCACCACCAAAACAAAAUGGACCAAAUUGCGUGUUGUAGCCUGCAGAUGAUGUCAAUGUUUCAGGCAUCAAGUAGCCAUAAGAUACAAUUUCUGUGUAUUAUGCCUGUUUUGCCAGUGAAAUGACCAUUUUCCCUCUGUUAGCAUUUCAGAAUGACUGCUAAUAAUCUUUCAUUUAUGUUUUUGAAGCACACUUGUUUUGCAACUGUUUCUAACGCUGCCAGUUCGUCAUAGAAAAAAUAUGAAAAAAAUCUAAAAUAUUUGUAGUAGAAACUUACUGAAGCCAAGAACCAAUCUAAACUGAUCAUUAAUAUAAUACAUAAAAGAUGAUUUCUUCAGAAUUUACUAUUUGUUAUGAUCAGCCUCUUCCUCCUCACAUGAAUCAAUUAUCUUCUGUUUGCAUUGCUGCAUCAUUCCUCUCUGUCUGAGUUUUUAAAGUAGGAAUAAAUCCGGUGGUGUCUUAACAUUAAAAGAGCCCUUGGCUUGCAAAUUGUAGUAAAGAAAGAUAUCUUGGCAUGGAUAUCAAAGCCGCACACCCGUACGAAGCUGUUCUCCUCAGCAAUCCAUUCUCCAUUUUUCACAGAGGGAAAAAUGUGUAGAACUGCUCAACAAACCCAGUGGCUUUCACAGGGACAUGAAAUAAUAUAUCUUUUUGAGCAGUAUGGUGACUUAAAUCCAGGUAGUCCAUAAUUACAAUGAAGUUCUCCAAUUAUACAGGUGAGUUGUUACUUAGGACAGACAAAUGUAAUAGCAUAUAUAUACCUCAAACUCUUCUUUGUAUUGUCGUGUAGCUCCGCUGGGAACAGUAAUAAUUACACUACUUGAAGAGAUAGUCUAUUAUACAUUAGCUGUAUAAUGCCCUGGAUGAGAUCCCACUCCCAUAAAAGUAAAUGAGAGUCUUGUCAUGGAUAUCAACAGAAUUAAGAUUGGACUGCAUAUGUUAUCUGUGUCUAGCUAGAUCUUAACACACAGUCAGGGCUGAAAAAUGCCAGCCAUUCAAAAAGCAUUACAGCUGUAGUGGUCUUAGCUUUUUACAGUACGGCUUUCACUGUUGUAGCGUGUUCAGCAUUGCAAAUGAGAAUGAGAUCAGAGCACUCAAAAGCAAGGUUGCAGGAUGCCUUUGUUCAUAGAGUUUUUGCUACUGGAGAACCAACGUCAAAACUGCAACAGGUCAUCAGAGGCAGCAAAUUGGAUGGUCUCCCCUAACGCCUUACAGAGAGUGUUACACAUCAUAAAACCACCAGAGAAUGGGACAGGUUUUCAUGAGGCCAAGCACUGGACUAGCAGUGACUGUGAAAGCCAGGCUGGAGUGUGUAGGUAUAAUUCUGCAGGGGAGGCCAUAAACAAAGGUUUUGAGAACCAUCUCAACUUUCAACAUGAGGCCAGAGUAUUUACCUCACAGGAAAUAUCAUCACCUCACAGAACUAAACCCUAACUUUGCUUCAAGCAAUAAUAACUUCAGAGGUUCAAUACCAAGGCAAUUGUUAAAAGGAAAGAGUGUAUGUAAUAUAACGAGGAACUCUGUAUCUGACAGAUCUGACUAGAGUUUCUCCUGUAUUCUCCUUCCUUGGCAAACAUUAAAAAAAAAAAAAAUCCUCAACAGAACUUUUUCUAGUUUUACUAGUAGGAAAAUUUAAGCUUCAACAGGGAAAAAAUAAUCCCUACCUACUAAUUUUUCAGCUUGGAGGGACAAGCAUAUUUUUCAGAGUCCUGUCCCGCUGAAAAAUUUUGCAAGUUAAAAACCUAAUUUUACACCCUUAAUUCCCAAAUAAAGAUCAUUUUCAGAUGCUGUGAGAAACUGAGGGCAGAUAUUGUCAUGGAUCAUUAAUUUUAGAGAUCUCCUUGCUUCAAUAUGCCAGGUAGAUCUGUCUUCACAUGAUAAGAGGGAGUUAGAAAACUGACUGAGCUUGGUUAGUCACUGGUGCUCACAGAACCUAUAUCCCACUAAUUGGAAACUACCUUGUUGCUACUGUGUGGAUGCCACGCUUGUUCACAUCACUGUAAAUCCAGAUAAAUUCUACUGAAGACGGGGGAGAAAAUAUAGGUUUAUAGCAAUGUAAACAACAUCAGAGAUGAUUCUAAUGCCUUUAUUUCUGCUGACUGAAAAUCAAGGGAGGUUCAAAGAAAACAAUUUGUCAUUUUCCACUGUAAAUCCAGUAACAGGAACUGGACUUUGACUCUUUAUCAAUGCACCAAGUAUUUUACAAGCAGCCAGCAAAAAUGCAUCAGAGUAAAUACAGCGCCCGUCAUCUGAAACACAUUAAAUGAGAAAGAAGCAUGGUGCAUAAGGUUAUUAGAUCGGCUGCCUCUUUCCCACCCCAGGAUAACAAUGAACGGAAGUGUUACCCUCUGGAUCUGAUCCAGUUUCCACUAAAGUCAAUGGAAAAAUUCUCACCUUCUCCAGUGGAAGCUGGAUCAGGCCCUGAGCAAAGAAAAACCUGCAGAUCUCAACCAGAGAGCAGAGCAAUUGCACACAUCAGUUACGCGUUCUUGUAAAUCCUGUGUACGCAUAAGAUGCUGUAUAAUUUUGUAACAAGUUUGUAAACAAAGCCUGUAAUAAAUUUGUUAAGGCCUAAUCCUGUUUUCACUGUAGCCGGGGAUGGUUUUA